GAAGCGAAAUUUUAGAAUAAUGAAGUCCCGAAACAAAUAUAAUAUCAAGUGAACACAAAUAAUCCGCCAAAAUGGCGUACCUCGCUCUUCUUUGGAAAGCGCGAACUAUAGAAAAAUACAGACUGAAAUAUGAAAAGGAGAAAAUGAAUUCGAUAAAUUCCAAGACAGAAUUACGGAGCAGUUUAUAUCAAAAAUGGACUGUGUACCGUAAUGAGUCGCAGAAGAAAUUCGAACAAGUUUACAGAAGCUUGUGCCCUGAGGGUUCGAGACUUGCGAAUUCGUGCAUUUGUCUGAAGGAAAAUUCAAGUUUUGUCUUAAAAAUUGUGAUUGGUAUCGUCGGGGGAAUUUUGACAUAUUUUCUUUACACUGUCUUCGUUUGUCAGUUGUCUGUUUGGAGUGUUUUGGGUUGGGCUAUUGGCUUGGCAAUAACUUUGGGCGUCGUUUUUAGUUCCACAGUCAGAUGCUUGUUUCUCCUGCUAAUACCUGGUCUCUUCUCACGUGUCGGCCGGUACACCCUGGCCUGCUACGCCUUGGUUCUCAUCCUCACUGGACCAGCCGCCAACACUUUGAAGAACCUGGAUACCCUCUCUGCUUCCUUGGCUUGUGGGCAGGAACAUAUAAAAACCAGUGUCAAAGAGAUCAAGGAAACCAAGGAAAGUCCGUUGAAUCUGGUCCAAGCAACGAUGAGCGGGACCAUAGAGAAGAUCGAAUAUUUGGCGGUGAACAUGAAGAGUUUGAUGGUGAGGAUACAUCGCCUGACCAUGAGUAUAGCUCACGUCCUUCAGUCGUCUCUAUCCUGGCUAAAUUCCAUCGAACUGAUCUGCAACGAAAAACUAGGCACACCAUACGAGCACUGCACCAAAAUCCUCGCCCAAGGCACGGAAGAUUGUGAUAAAGAGUUCCCGAUACUGUCAAACCAGUGGGAUUGGGAGCUGAUAGUGAACUCUGUGUGUUUUAAUCUGAGGCAACAAGAGCCGAUUUGCGUGGUUGGAGAUUUUGCGAAGGGAAGCAUUGUGGCUACUGUUAAAAAAAAACUAAGCACAUACUCAACCCGCCUGCAAUCCCUGCUCUCCGUCGACAUUCACAUCCGCCGCUCCCACUCUUGCUGCAACGGCAGCCAGCCCGUCAGCCAAGCGGCCGCCGGCGUCAUCACCGACCUGCGCAACCGCGCUGACACGCUGCUGGCCUGGCUGUCUUGGACCUACGCUCUUACUGGCUUGUUCCUGAUGCUCCUUUUACUUAGAGCAAAGUACUACCUGCUCAUGUUCAGGACUCGAUCUCGAUUUGACAACCGCUACGUGACAAAAGAGCUUCGAGAGCUGGACCUGAGGAGACAGAGGCAAGGCAGAGAGACAGUCCUGCCUCUGAAUACUAGAGAGAGGGCUAAAUACGUUGCGACGUCGUCUAUCCGCCUGCUCCCUUCAGAGAGGAUGUACCUGGCCAGAUCCAUCGUGUUCAUGGUGAUCACGACCCUAAAACUGAUGAUACACAUGGUGGCCGACUACAGCCUUUAUUGGGUGUUGAUGAAUGUACGGUUCCUUGGCAGUGAGCAGACCUUUCAACCUACCAAUCGCACAGAGAGAAUCUUAGUGUUAGGCUCGGGUCCUCUGGCGGCGUCGGUCCGCGUGGUGCUGGAGGCGCUGAGUGUGCCCCUUAUACUGCCCGCGACAUCCACGGCGGACUGCCUGCCCGACCCGCACCCGCCGGACUUGCAGCGAUACGCGCAGAUUGGAACCCUCAUUAUGCUGAUGUGGCUACUAGCGCUGUUUGAGCCUUAUGGCCUGAGACUGCGACACGUGAUCUCAGGCCACUACGAGCCAGAACGAGCUAAGGCUCGAGCAGUCUGGCUUUACUAUCACAUUAUUAGGACGAGAAGCAGUUUCCUGAAAUACGCUAGAAGGAAACUACACAGACAAUUCAAAUACAUGUCGGAGGAGAAAUACACAUUUAAAAAUUUGCUAAAUAAUUGUAUACCAUACCAGUGGCUACGGACUUUGCUAGGAGUGGGACCAGCCGAGCCGCAUUGCUUGCUGUGCUGUACGAAACACCGUCAUGAAGAUCUCGAUCGGCAUCUGAAAAGAUGUGAAACGCCCUCGUGCCCCGGAGUGUACUGCGCCCGGUGCUUCAUAGACAUCGGUCAGCUCUGCACGAUCUGCUACUCGCCCGAAGACUACGGCGACCUUAGCGAUGUCAGCCUGGAAAAGUUUGCCUCUGAUGACAAUAGAACUGACGGUUCUGAUUCUGACGGUGAUGAUAAUAUACCUCUCAUGGGAACGCAAGAUUAUGAAAUAAAUGAAGAUGAAAAAGGCACAUCGAAUAAUCGUAAUAAGAAAAGCAAUAGUAGCGUGUUUUUGUAUUCAAGAUAUAGAAGUGGUAAUCAAGAAUCAAUACCGCUCUUAGAUUGUGAUUUUUUGAACAAAGAUUACGCUCAACAAGGAAUGAUUGAAUUGAAAUGUAAUAAUACUUUUAGUCUACAUAAAGUUGAUGGAGAUUUUCCGAUCAAGAGCGAAGCCGUAUUCAAACUUAAUAAGAUUGAUAUGACAGAUGAAAUAACGGUAGAUAAAAUUCUUCAAAGUAAUGAGGAUAAGGCAAACUUAUCGCCGUUAUACAAAAGUAGAAAAGCUCCAAUAGUUAUUGGAGAUACAGAUGUUACAGUAAACGGCAUAUCAUUUCCCAAACGAAAAUUAGGUGCUAUUUUAAAAAUUAUGAUGCUCCUAACUACAAAGGAUGAGAAUUGUAAUAAAUACAAACGUAACGUUCCAACCAAACACAAACCAUUCGAAUAUCUUGUCAUGGAAAUGUUCCAGCCUUCUGAGCUAUUUCACAGAAUAUCUGUAGCGAGACGUAAUAAAUGCAAUCGGUUUCAUGAUAAAACUAAAGAAAGGAACGAAACCUCGGAAAAGGAAAUUCGAAUUUUGUUUCACCAACCAGGCUUCGCAAGGAAUGCGAAUAGUACGGAAGCCAUACGAAAUACAGAUUUACAGACAGACUUCAACUUUGAAAAAUCCGAACCUAUUUUGAAAUAUAUACAAAGUGCCCAAGAAAGAAAAGAACAUACAUUGACGAAACUGACUAAAAAUUUGUGGUCUACAAGGCGUAAUGUAAAACGCUUCUUGGACAUCAAGAAAUCAAUAACUAACUGUCUUAUAGAAAGAUCAAAGUAUUUUAGAAUAAAUUGUGAUAAGAGGUUCAUUUGCAAGAAACGAAAUCGCAGAAAUAAAAGUGAUAUAGGUUUAGGGCUUAUGUCAAUGGUUAGUAAAUUUUUCAGUAAUAAAUCGGUUGAUAAUGUCAUGGGUGACAUUGAAGAAGACACUUCCAGCGGUUUCGUGGAAGGAAAUAACGCACCAGUCAACAUUAAGACGUCGCUUAAAGAAAAGAAACAAGCAUCGCGCGAUGCGAUGGGUUUUGAAAGUCGUCUAGAAUCCGCGCAGCAGGUGAAUGAAUGUAAAAAUUACUCGCACAAUUUAAGCAAUUCUAGAAAAGAGAAAGCUUUUGUUAUACGGUCUGAAGCAGAUACAAGCGACGAUGAAUGUCCUUCCAAAGAAUCGAACGACGUCAAUGAUAUAGAAAUUAAAAACAACGGUGACCUUAAAAUUAGUGCCGCUCAAACAAGAUGCCAAAAUACCAAAAAACUUGGAUUUUGGGAAAGUCUUCGUGUAAGAAGAAGAAGGACUCAUUCACCACAUUUAUUUUCUAACAAUUUGAAAAACGAACCAUCCCUUUAUAAUGUUUUUACUAAUCAUAAAAGGAGAAAAAAGUGUAGAUUUAAAGAAGAAGAUUUAAAGAACGCUAUAAAAGGAAGCAAUGUUAACGAUAAUACUAGGAGCUACAGAGAAUCUCACAGUCUUGAAAAGGAAGAUUCUUAUAAAAGGAUGGCCAAAUAUGAUUGCGUUAUGGGUCCUGACCCCAAUAUGUCUCCGCAAAAAAAAAAACAAAAGGACUUAGACCAUGAAGUAAAAUCUACAAACAAUGAAGUACAGAUUCAGACGGCUGAACUAAAAUCAACCCCAACGGAGCACCAAAAUAAAAGAAGACAGUAUGAUGUUCGGUCAGCCAGAGAGGUUAUCAUUUUACUUUCAGACAAUAAAAACAUCAACGGUGACACCGAAGGUAAAAUGUUGAACUUUAGUAAAAGGCUGAAGACUAUAUCGCAAAUACCUUGCAACAUUGCAAAAAAACGUCAAGCUGUUGCGUUUUCUGACGGAGUGGGUUUGAACAUGUCAGACACAAAUUGCGUAGAAGUAGAAAAAUUAAUUCAAGUUGAAUCGAAAAAUCAACUAGAAAAAGAGCCACCAUGUCAACACGAAGGCGUUUUCAACUAUAAGUCAGACGAGGAGAUAGAUAGUGAAGAAGAAAAAAUCGUGCAAGCCGGAGCUAUUAAAAAUGUAGGAGGUACACAAUCUUUAGAAACGAGACACUGUAACAUAAAAAUCGUACAACCUUGUGUCCAUGAAUGGAAAGUAAAGCCAAAGAAACGAGAGGAAUGUCAAACUUUUGGAAGUGACGAUGAAGACGAACGUUUAGAAGACUCUUCCCAUAGUAUGGUAAAUAGAUGCUUCCAGGUCAAAAUGAUACAAAUGAAUGUAAAGAAUGGUAGUAAUUCGGAGCAUUCUUUGAGGAACUCUAAAGGAACUCAAGUAAAAAACACCUGCAAAUGUAAUAAUGUCUUAAAGCGUGCCAUUGAAAAUGAAGCUGUAAAAACAUUGCAAGAACGUUGGUCUCGUUGCGAAUCGCCGUGCGAAGGGAGCCAGACGCAAGAGGGUUGUACAGUACUGAAUCAUGUCGAAACGUCGGAAGCAUCGCCAAGCAUGCCGACGUACCAUACUGCUAUACAGAGUUAUGGGACCUCUGAAUGCGCCCCGAAGUACCGUGCCCCAACCAAACCGGUCAAGGGCAAAGUUAUAAAGGAAAUUAGAGAAAUACUUGUCUGGCCAGACGGUGAUGACGUGAUACUAGAAUACACAGAUGAGACUGCGAAACCGAAGAAGAACAGAAAUGAGACUGUAAAAGCCAAUAGAUCGACGUCAACCAUAGCGAAGGCUGUCGCAGAUGUCAGCACUAUCACUUCAGAUUGGUGGAGCCCGUUGUUUGAGAGAAAACCGAUGCGGAGAACAUCUGACAUGGUACUAAUCGAAAAUGCCUGGCAUGAAAAUAGAUAUAAAGGUCCCGCCGCGAAAUGGGAUCCAUUGUUAUAUCGUCACGGAGACCACGAAUUAGGCGACGUUCUUUCAGCGUCUAACUAUUUAUUACAGUCGGAGGAGUACUACAACCAGGUAUAUUACAUGACCGUACUGCCAUCAAGCCAAUCACGUCAUAAGAAAAAUUCCGUAGGCGAAAAGCCAAGUUUCAAAAUGUAUCGCCAGUUGGGAAAAGGCCCUAAGGCACGGAGACUGAAAGAGUGCCACCCGGUCCGUAAAAAACAUUUACAGAUGCAUAGCAGCUCUGUGAACAUUACGCCAAAAUGGCGGCCAGUCGUCACUGAGGAACAAGCUCACGCCCUGAAGCAUUACAAAAGCAUGAGGAACCCCAUGGACAAAAAUAAGAAUCACAGACCCAGAAAAAUGAAACACGAAAGGGAUAAUGAACAUUACCCGAAUUCGCAAACAAACUUGAAUAUAUGGGCGCCCAGUGUUUUUUCGAGCAGCUAUUGAUUUAUUUGUAAAAUGUGAAAGUUUUGUGUCAUUGAAUAAAGUAUCUAGUAAAAACAA
Molecule: messenger RNA, 5708 nt
Organism: Cydia splendana
Lineage: Eukaryota; Metazoa; Arthropoda; Insecta; Lepidoptera; Tortricidae
Exons: 28
Coding region: 72-5651 (1859 amino acids)
Cellular component (GO): membrane
Source: RefSeq, a predicted model, not a curated record